AACUUGUCCAGUUGUCAACAUGGCGUUUUCAUGAAAUUUGGCAUAUUUUCAGCGGUCAAAAAAACAUUAAAAAGAACACCUUUCAAAUCGAAAAUUUGUCUGACAACAAUAUCAAAUAUUGGACGAGUACUUCUCUUACCAUUCAUCUAAAAAGAUUGAAACCAGGGUCUGAUAUUUCCAACAUAUAAGUCAGGACCAAGAAAAUUCACUUCAAGUAACACCUUAAGAUACUUCUUGUGAUUACCCUGAGGCCUGAUUACGUACAUAAGCCUACAUGGGUAUUUUUGUAACUUGUGUAACCAGCCUUCGAACAAAAGACAACUUCACUUCAGCUUCCUUUGGCAAUGGAACAAUUGCAAAGAAAUCGUCACCGUUCAUCAUCAGAGUCGGAAUUUAUCAAUAAUACGGAGCCUUUUGAGUUAACGGAUAAAGACAAUAAGGAAAGGAUGUAUGCAUUACAGAAGCUUAAUCCUCAUCCACCGGUUACCAUGGCGAAGAAGACAGACGUGGCAGAGCAACCAGAGAAAGAAGGGCUUCUCAAUUACCGCGCCAUACUCUUCUUGGUCCUGUGGUAUAUUUUCAGUUUCUGUACCCUGUUUCUGAAUAAAUACAUCCUGGCAACACUGAAAGGAGAUCCAAUGUUAUUAGGUGGAAUGCAGAUGGUGAUGACGACAAUCUGUGGAUUUAUCCAGAUGUACCUUCCUUGUGGCUUAUAUACUCCUGUAGAGCGGGAUGGGAAACCGGCAAACUUCAUUAGGAAUAUGGUGUUGGUUGGAGGAAUGAGAUUCAUCACGGUUGUCUUGGGUCUGAUUGCACUAAAAUUUGUAGCGGUGUCUUUCACAGAGACGAUUAAGAGUUCUGCUCCAAUAUUUACUGUUUUGAUUGCACGGUUGUUGUUAGGAGAACGGACAGGACUGGUUGUGAUGUUGUCCCUCAUUCCGAUUAUGGGAGGGCUAGCCAUAUGUAGUGCCUACGAGCUCAGCUUUAACAUUCAAGGAUUUAUUGCGGCACUUGCUACGAAUAUAACAGAAUGUUUACAAAAUGUGUACUCUAAAAUGCUUAUAAGUGGUGAAAAAUACAAAUACACACCUGCUGAACUCCAAUUCUACACAAGUAUAGCGUCUGUGUUGGUACAAGUUCCUGCCUGUUACUUUAUGUUGGACUUGCCACAUACCAAGAAGACGACAGACGCCCACUUGAUCCUCAUACUUAUCCUUAAUGGAAUCUUUUUUCACUUUCAAAGUAUCACUGCCUAUGCACUUAUGGGUUACAUAUCACCAGUUACACACAGCGUGGCGAACACUGUGAAACGUGCAUUCCUGAUCUGGUUAUCUGUGAUAGUAUUUGGGAACCCUGUGACUUUCCUUAGCGGGCUUGGUACUUUGAUUGUCAUUAUUGGAGUAUUGCUUUACAACAAGGCAAGAGAGUAUGACGAAAUGAAGAAGAAACUAGCAAUCACCUACAGUAACAGAAACUCUCCAAACGUUUAACAUUUCUGUUGUAGAGGUUGUAUUUUUUUGUUAGAAGAAGAGUCAAGAUUUCAUUAUUUAGGAUCUCAAGUGGUGCCUGGAGUUUCGAGAAGUUGAAGGGUGCCAUGAAUUUUCACAAGUCAGAAGGUGCCUUGAAUUUCAGCUAGUCGGAAUGUGCCUUUAGUUUUUAAGGGAACGGUAAUUUGUAAUCCUAGCCGGUAGUUUAGUAUUAUCAUCAGCCAUGGAGAUGCAUCCAAAAAGAUCAGAGGGUGGUAUUUGGUAUUGGUGAAUUUGGCAUAUACCCUCGGAAUGGGGCCUCAUGGGAAGCCAGAGGUCUAGCUGUGCAGUUUGGAAUGUAAAGAUCUGGACUCUCACCUCCCUAGAAAAUGUACUUACUAUAUAAAUUAUAAAAGGUUAAAUUUCACGGCUGGUUUAAAGUAUGUGGUUCUUCAGUGUAGAUUUAGUUUGAUGUUUUGAGAACACUAAAGUAAUUUCAAUUAAAAUUUAAUUUUUUCGGGAAUUUUGCUGGUCGCGAAAAUGAAAAAUUUAAACUUGCCCAGUUAACAGUAAUUGAUUUUACUUAUGUCCAGCUUACUUGUGUAAUCAAAGUUGCACAAGGCAGCAACAUACAUGUUAUCUUUGGUCAGGAGCUGCCGGGUUUUGGCGGCUGUGGUCUUUCACUCGUGGUCAUGUGGUCCCUGGUUCAAGCCCACAGUCCGUGUGAGACUCUAGGCCGGUCUCUUUGCGUCACAUUCUCAGUUGUACAUGUAUACAAGUAAAUCAGUACUGGUCACAAAAAUUUGAGCAUUGUUAUUUCCGCUGCUAGACACGCUAUAAGUAUAAUUUCAUUAUCAAGGUUCUAAACCAUAUCGGCUGUUUCUGCAUUUCUGUAAUUUCUCAAUCAAGUUGAGAAUGAGAUUAUCUGACACUAAUCACAAAUUUCUGCAAGACAAUUACUAAUUCAUUAUCAAUUAAUCAUCAAUUUCGUCUUAGAAUAUACUAAUAAGUACUUACUCAUCUAACACGUGUGUGGAUUCUUCAAAGAGAGAAUAUUGUGCAUUCUAAAGUGAGAAUAUUGUAGAUUCUGAAGGGGGAACAUUGUGGGGAGGGAGGAGCAAACUAAAAAAGGGUACAUGUACAACUUUAAGCUACUGGUGGGCUCAAAAAAAGGUCGGACAAAUAAGUUAUCUUUGUUAACUUGUCACUUUAGUGCCAUCUUACAUGUAGGUGGAUCCAGUGAGACCUUUCAUUUUCUGUCAUUGGCCUACUGUGAGCGAUUUUUAUGUGCCAAAAUCCUCCCUUUAAUUGAGUGUGGCGAUCGUAAUUACUCGUGGUCCAGGAAAGUAGGAAGGCAGAACAUUUGGUUUCCAGUGGUACUGUUAGAGGUGUAACUAAGAGAAACUGCAUUUUAUAACCCAGUCAUGAUGCCUUUUUUGAUGAGGCUAAUAUUUUUGGGGGGAGAGGGUUGAAACGCAGACUUGCAUGUACAUGUAUGUUGCGCGAAAAAUUGAUUUAUUCAUUGCAUUUGCAAUGCAUCGGUGCAAAUGAGAAUUAGGAAAAGCUGUUUUCGUGAAGGAACAAGUAGGGCCAUGAAAAGAUUGUGGUAUCAAGUUGUAUAGUACGUGUACGUGUAUUUCAGUUUUUUGUCAAAAAGGUCAAUGUAACGACGAAUGCCCUUGCCAUUGACAUUGACAGUGGAGGCCAGCUCUACAGUCAUGUAAUUAUCAUGAAAAAUAGAUUUGUAAAGUUGGCAAACAUUUGUUGUAUAUUCUUAACAUCUGUAUUGGAAAUGUGAUGGGACUCUUUUGUAAGUUGUGGCAGUCUUUUUUGUAGACAAGUUCUAUCAACGAAACAAUAUCUAGUAGUAUUUAUCUAUCAAAAUAAACAUAUUUUCUAAGUAAACGAUAAA
Lineus longissimus is the source of this 3378-nucleotide messenger RNA. RefSeq names its product solute carrier family 35 member E2A-like. Gene Ontology annotation, molecular function: antiporter activity. The transcript has 7 exons. The record is from RefSeq and is a predicted model, not a curated record. Gene Ontology annotation, cellular component: Golgi apparatus. NCBI's taxonomy places the organism in Eukaryota, Metazoa, Nemertea, Pilidiophora, Heteronemertea, Lineidae. Bases 345 to 1490 code for a protein of 381 amino acids.